GUUAUUACAAAUAUUAAUUAUUAAUUUUACAAUAUUGUUAAAAAAAUACAUACCAUAUUGAAAAGUACAAUACGAUAUUAAAAAAAAAAAUAUUUGACAUGCGUGCAUGUGACCGUGUGUAUCAUUCGAAUACACACAGACUGCGUUCCUUUUGACGCUUUCAGCGCGCUGUAAACAUUAUUCUGUCUUCGUGGUACAUCGAAUAUUAAACGAAGAUAGAGCGAUGCUUUGAGCGCUAAUGGCCAUUUUAACCAACUCCGAUUAACUUUAAUCGAUGAUUAAUCCAUUGGAAUUUACCAAUAGAAUUUGAUGGUAAUAAAUACUGUGGGUAUGUCAAUUUUGAAAUUUCAUUAGAUCAAGAUAGAGACAUUGCGCGAGAAGCUCUUGUUUUCAUGAUUGUUGCUAUAAAUAAUACGUGGAAAUGUACAGUAGAAUAUUAUUUUAUAAACGAACUUAAUGGAACACAAAAAAUGAAUUUAGUUAUAUCAUGUUUGAAAGCACUCUUAGAUUGUAAUAUCAGCGUAAUAAGUUUAACUUCUGAUAGUUGCCAAAGUAAUUUUGUAAUGGCAAAUUUGCUAGGAUGUACACUAAAUUUACAAAAUAUGAAAACUAGUUUUAAAAUUGAAAAUAAUACCAUACAAGUAUUAUCUAAUCCAGCUCACAUGAAAAUAAAAAGUAUCUUAUUCUAAAUUUUAUUCCAUUCUCUAAGGCCGGUAUUCAUAGUCGAAUCUUAUUUUAAGAUCGUCUCAAGUAAUGUCUUAAAGAUGCUAAUACGGCUCUGAUUGGUUGAUGGCAUCUUAAGGCAGUACUUAAGACGGCAGUAGUUAAGUCUUAAAUAUAAGACUUGACUAUGAAUACCGGCCUAAGAUACAUUUUCGGAUCUCAUAAAUUUAUAAUUGAAAUUCAUAUAUUUAUAAGUUAUUUCCAUCAUACUGUGCUGAAAACAUUCUAUUUUUGGCGCCAGUGAGCGGCCAUCUUCAGUUUCAUCUUCCUUUUAUAUAUAGGACAUCCGUCGCCCUCUCUGAAACCAAAUGCGAUCUCCUGUGAUUCUUUACUCUUUGGUCUAUCGUCAUUGCCAGACCGAGUAAACAAUCGAAUAAGGACAACCAGUAACAACGGUGAGACGUUGUUAAAUUAUUAUUUAUAUUGUGGAAUCGCUAGUAUAUACCUCGUCAUAUUCAAGUUAUAUUCUGAAUUGUUGGAAAUCAUAACUGUUGUGCUACACUUGAAUGAAAUUGAAUUGGAAAGUUUUAAUUGAAAUCAAAGGAAACAUGAAUUGGACGACUCGCAAAGCUUUUCACAAUUUAUCAAGUCGUCAACAAUAUAAUCGUUUAUGCACUCGUAGAGGAUUCCAUCUUUCUGUAGAUAAAACACACUUACAAAGUCAAAAUGAAAGUAAUAAUUCCUUAAUUUAUUAAUCUGAAAAAAAUCAUUAUCAUGUGACUUGUGGAAAUUUGGAUAGUGAAACUAAAGAGAAUUUAGCUUCCACUACUUACUUUGAAGAAACAUCUUUAGACUUUUCAUCACAAACGCCGAGUGCUCAUGAUAAUGUAGUAGAAGAAAUAAUACACGAAGAUUCACAACCUCAAAAUAUCGAAAUAGAUUGUUUUGAAAACUUUCAAAACCUUUUACGACAAUGCUGUCUGGACAUGAAUAUAAAUCAUCUUCAGACUGAAGCAAUUUUAAGAGUACUUCGUUCGCAUAAAUGUUUUCGGAAUUUGCCAAAAGAUAGCAGAACUCUUUUAAAAACAAGCCGUGAUCGCAUUAACUUUAUACCGAUUGGCUCAGGUGUAUAUUGGCAUAUUGGUUUUGUAAAACCAUUAGAAAAGCACCUUUCGUUUUACGCUGCAAAUGAAAUUCCACCUGUUCUAGAAAUAGAACUUAACACUGACGGUUUAUCAUUGAGUAAAAGCAACCCUAUGCAAUAUUGGCCUUUACAAUAUAGGGUCAUUAAUAUUCCUUAUUUCAAGCCAAUAAUUAUAGGUGUGUACAAAGGACUUGAUAAACCUUGCAAUGUAUAUAAAUUUUUUGAAAAUCUUCUUAAUGAAGUGAAAGAAGCUAAUAGACUAGGAGGAAUACUAAUACGAAAUCAUCACAUUCCUAUAGUGUUUAAAAAUUUUGUUGCCGAUGCUCCGGCGAGAGCUUUAGUUUUAAAUCAUUAUGGACACAAUUCUAGUAAUCCAUGCUCUAAGUGCAAAGUUAGUGGUUUCCGACAUGAGAAUCGAACGGUUUACUUGGGCAUUAAUCACAAAAAGCGAACAAAUGAGCAAUAUAUAUCUUGUGUGGAUGAAGACCAUCAAAAAGGAAAAAGUCCAUUAGCGGAUCUUGGAAUACCGAUUGUCACAAACGUACCUUUUGAAAUUAUGCAUCUGGUAUACCUUGGUGUUACUAUGAGGCUAUUAAGUGCAUGGUAUGAUGGCAAAUUUGGAUAUGCAGCGAAAUUACGUAGCUCAGAGCUUAAUGAAAUGUCUUCACGAUAUGUAGAGUUAAACAAGUUUUGCCCUAACGAAUUUGCUCGUCGUCCUAGAUCUCUUGCAAAGUUCUCUAAAUUCAAAGCGACUGAGUUAAGACAUUUUCUUUUAUAUGCAGCACCAAUUAUUUCGUUCGGAAUUCUAUCAGAAGAAUUUUAUUUUCAUUUGUUAUUGCUUAAUGUAGCCAUGAGAAUAGUCACAUCAAAUAAAUAUUCGAAAAGGCAAUUAAAAACGGCUGAAAAAUGCUUACAAAUGUUUGUUAUACAUGCGGAACAUCUUUAUACAGCGAGCUUUGUAAGUUACAACGUUCAUGGAUUACAACAUUUAGUUGAUGACGUAACGGAAUUAGGAUGUCUAGAAAAUUGUUCAGCAUUCGUUUAUGAAAAUAAUAUGCCGCUUUUUAAAAAAAGUAUUAGAAAUCAUCCACGUCCACUUGAGCAAUUUGCAAAUCAAUUACGAGAAAAAAAUUAUAUACAACAUGCACCUGAACGUAAUCCUGAGACUCAUCGCCUUUCUGCAAUACACACAAAUGGUCCUAUUCCUGAAUUUAUUAAAAAUACCAAUUUCAUACAGUACAAAAAAUAUUACUCAAAUAAAUUUAAUUUUGCAGUAGAUGAUUGCAAUAGUUUCUGCAAUAUCCGAGAUAAGUAUGUUUGCAUAAUUAAAAAUAUUUUGACUCUAAAUGAAGAUGUUUUUUUUGUUGUACAAACUUUUCAAAAUGUUACAAAUUUUUACGAAUUGCCAAUUCAGUCUUCAAGUGUCGAAGUUUAUAAAUGCAAAGAGUUAUCAAAAGGCUUACAAUUAAUCAGUAUAAAUUAUGUAACUGCGAAGUGCUAUAGUAUGCCAAGUUGGUCAAGUUCAUUCUCUUCAACUAAAAAAUCAGAAAAAAAUAAUGAUGAAUAUAUUGUUUCUAUUUUGUUACACUAUAUUAAGUAAUUUUAUCUUGUAAAGCCAAAUUAUAUACAGAGUGUUCCAUUUUAAAUAAAACACUCAAAUAUCUCUGAAACAGUGCGGUAAAUAAGAAAAUGUUUCAAACUAAAGUUGUACGGUCUGAAGGGGGACACAUAAUAAUAUAAAUUUUUGAAAAAACUCAAGGUGAUAUGGUGGUCAUCAUAAUUUUUUUUAAUGGAACUAUAUGAUUUCUAUUACAUAACAUGAUGUCCUUGAUUAUUCUGCACAUGUGCACUUUGUUUAAAACAUUUUUUUAUUUACCGCACCGUUUCGAAGAUAUUUGAGCGUAUUAUUUAAAAUAUGACACCCUGUAUAACGCGAAUGUCUUAUUAUAUUUGCAUAACAAAUUUUAGAUUUAUAAUCUGUCAAUGUAAAUCCUCCAAUAUAGUUUAUUUUUUGUACCUCAUAACUUUAUUAAAUGUUUUUCUAUUACAAGAUAAAAAAAGAACUAUAUAUAUAUAUUAUAUAUAUGUGUGUGUGUGUAUUGAU
Molecule: messenger RNA, 3911 nt
Organism: Monomorium pharaonis (pharaoh ant)
Lineage: Eukaryota; Metazoa; Arthropoda; Insecta; Hymenoptera; Formicidae
Exons: 2
Coding region: 1650-3407 (585 amino acids)
Source: RefSeq, a predicted model, not a curated record